Molecule: messenger RNA, 882 nt
Organism: Paramuricea clavata
Lineage: Eukaryota; Metazoa; Cnidaria; Anthozoa; Malacalcyonacea; Plexauridae
Source: the annotation of a GenBank genome assembly
AUGGCUCAUCAUAAGGGUCAACGGAUUUCCAAGGAAGUUCAAAAUUUUAAGCAUUUUAAUGAAAGAUUAUUUUUGGAAGACCUAUCAAGCAUUCCGUGGGAAUAUGCAAAUAAUUUUAAUGAUCCAAAUGAUAGCUGGUUUGUUUGGAAAUCCUUAUUUCUUGAGGUACUUGAUAGACACGCGCCAAUUUUAAGGAAAUAUAUUAGAACUAAGAGAAUCCCAUGGAUAACUGCCUCCAUUAAACAGUUAAUGCGAGAAAGAGAUUUUAAUAAAGCAAUGUUCAACAAAUGUAAUUCGGAAUUACAUUGGGAAAAGUUUAAAACAAUUAGAAAUAAAAUUAAUGCUGAAAUUAAAAAACUUAAGGCUAACUAUUAUAAUACAAAAAUUUCUGAGUGUUUACUGAAUAAGAACAUUAAAAAGAGCUGGUCACUUAUCAAUAACUUGUUAGGAAAAGAUUCAAAAUCUACUAUCAUUAAUGAAAUAAGGAGUGAUAAUAAUGUCUUCACCGACAAAGUUUCAAUUGCAAACCAAUUAAAUGAUUAUUUCGUUAGCAUCGGUCCUUCCCUAGCUAUUGAGAUAGAAAAAAAUGAACGUAGCUUUCAGAGAUCGGAAAAUAGAGACUCUAAUGAUUGGCUUGAUACAACUUUUCGUUUUUCUGUUAUAAGUGAUGAGCAAGUUCUUAACAAUUUAAAACAAUUGGUAGUAUCGAAAUCGACUGGAAUUGACAAAAUUCCAGCUAGGGUUCUCAAAAUCUCAGCUGAUAUAAUUGCCCCAUCUCUAACAAAAAUUUUUAAUCUUUCAUUACGUACUGGCAUAUUUGUUACUGAUUGGAAAUUAGCACGUGUACACGGCCAAUGUAUAAAUCUGAUGACAGAAGUAAAU